Messenger RNA from Protopolystoma xenopodis, 489 nucleotides. NCBI's taxonomy places the organism in Eukaryota, Metazoa, Platyhelminthes, Monogenea, Polystomatidea, Polystomatidae. The record is from the annotation of a GenBank genome assembly.
AUGGAGGCGCCUGGAACCAGAAUGAUUUGCCAUUCCUCAUUCCUACGUUUUCUAUACUAUGUGAUAUCACUUUCGAUUCUCCUCCCGACCAUUAGUCACCUCGUUCUUGCCAACGGCAGCACUUUUGUGAAUUUGCGCAAAAUUGCCAUUAUCAAGCCGAGCAAGCCGUACUACAGGAUCGGAGAAAAUAUAAAAGGAUGCUUUCUUUAUGACGAGGUGAUUGAAACGGAGACGGGCGAAUUAAAACAAGUUCUGAGCCUCUCUCGACUAAAGUACGAGUACAAAGUUUACGACUUUAAGGAGCAAAGGUAUUCUUUCACGUCAACUACCCAGUAUGAGGGAUUGAUCCCAAACGGACUAACCGAGUUCAGAGGAGACCAACGGAUUGUCCGAGUCAAUUGUAUUAUCAAAGAUGGGGGCGCUCAUAUUCGCGACAUUCCCAUCGAAGGUGAGACGCGAAAGUACCCAUUUUUGUGUCUUUAUUUGUAA